GUUGUUCUUUUCAGGAGCCAUAGCCACAUGAACUGGCAUAUCACCCACAAUGUUCGGAAACUCGUGUUAGUUGGAAGCAAAAUACUGAUUCUUGCACGCUCCAAGCUUCUUGGGCCAAAUUAGGAACGCGGCAUGAAAAAAAUGAUCUUGCAAACCCAACAACAAGCUCACCAACUUUUCAUGUUCUCAUCCACUUAUAACAAGUCCAACCUUACCUUCAAUCACCAUGGGCAAAUUCACUUCUCCUGCACAUUUUCACGAGUGCCAUUCAUGUCCCUUAGCAUGGGAAUGGGAAAGCCUUACAAGAGGAGGAAUAGGAACCGGAGCAAGUGUUUCUCUUCUUCUACAACAACGCCAGCUCCAUUGCCACCAGACCCAGAUAAGGAAGUGAAGAAAGUUGCGGAAGAGAGUGAUGAUGUGGUUGUAGAGGGUGGGAGUCCCGAUCUGCAAACCCUUUUCAGAAGGUUCUGGAAAGUGGCAGCUCCAUAUUGGUCUUCGGAUGACAAGGCUCAGGCUAGGUUGCAGCUUGCAGGUGUCUUUGCUCUCACUUUGGCUACAACUGGAAUCAGUGUUGGCUUCAAUUUCUUGGGGAGGGACUUCUACAAUGCACUUGCCAACAAGGAUCAAGAACAAUUCACCAAGCAACUGCUUUACUACUUGGGUGGCUUUGCUGGAGGAAUCCCGUUUUUUGUGUUGAGAGAUUAUGCAAGAGAAACUCUUUCCUUGAGAUGGAGGUCUUGGAUGACAAGCUAUUACAUGGAUCGCUAUCUUAAGGACCGGACUUUCUAUAAAAUUCAGUCUCAGUCAAUCAUUGAUAAUCCAGACCAGCGAAUUGUUGACGAUCUAAGUUCGUUCACUGGGACUGCUCUUUCUUUCUCCUUGACACUCUUCAAUGCUGCUGUUGACUUGAUCUCAUUCAGUAAUAUCUUAUAUGGAAUCUAUCCUCCCCUCUUCGUUGUACUUCUUGUAUACUCUGUUGGUGGGACAGCUAUUAGUGUUUUCCUUGGGAGGGAAUUGGUGACUUUAAACUUCUUGCAAGAGAAAAAAGAAGCAGACUUCCGUUAUGGGCUUGUGAGGGUUCGGGAAAAUGCCGAAUCGAUUGCUUUCUAUGGUGGUGAAGAUAGCGAAAUGCAACUUCUUCUGCAGCGUUUCAAAAGUGCUUUUGAAAAUCUGACUAGAUUGUUGAUUUCUUCUAGAAAUCUGGACUUCUUCACCAGUGGCUACCGCUAUCUCAUUCAAAUUCUUCCUGCCGCUGUUGUUGCUCCAAUGUAUUUCUCUGGAAAGAUUGAGUUUGGUGUCAUCAAUCAAUCAGUCUCUGCUUUUAAUCAUAUCCUUGGUGACUUCUCCCUCAUUGUGUACCAGUUUCAAGCUAUAAGUGCUUUUUCUGCAGUUAUUAAUCGGCUAGGUGAGUUUGAUGAUAUUUUGGACAGAAGCAGCUCAAAAUCUCUGUCUGAUACUUUGGAAGACAUACAUAUUACAUAUAAAGAUUUCAGAAGUUCGUCUGCAUUGGAAUCUAAUGGAUCGACACCAUCAGAAAGUUAUGAAACAUUGCUGGAGAUAAACAAUUUGACUCUUAAAACUCCAAGUGAAUCUACACUUAUAAGAGACUUAUCAGUGACAAUCAAAGAAAAGGAUAAUUUAUUGGUGAUGGGACCAAGUGGAAGUGGUAAGACCUCCUUGUUAAGAGCUCUGGCUGGUCUAUGGAGAACUGGAACCGGAAAGAUUGUGUACUAUGUAAAAGGUGGAGAAGAGUCUGAGCGAAUGAUUUCUUCCGAUGCAAAUACUCCUUCAAUAAAUGUUGCUAAUGAUACAUUUGAAGAUCAUGGAAAAUUUGCAAGCAAAAAAUCUAGAAUUUUUUUCCUUCCUCAAAGACCAUAUAUGGUUUUGGGCACUCUUCGUCAACAAUUGCUUUAUCCAAUAUGGACUGAUGACACAGUUUCUACAUCAGGAGAUACUGAACAAAAAAAUGUGCUUCCUUUCUUGACUAAGUUCCCAAACUCGGACAUCAUAAAAGAUAAGCCUAUGAAGCCAACAACGAAUGAGCUAAUAAAGGUCUUAGAGGAUGUCCGCCUUGGCUAUUUAUUGGCUCGAUUCAGUUUAGAUUCCACAUAUGAAUGGUCUAGUGUUCUUUCUUUGGGAGAGCAGCAACGCCUUGCAUUCGCUCGUCUUUUGCUUUCGAGGCCUCAGUUGGUCUUGUUAGAUGAAUCAACAAGUGCACUUGAUGAAGCCAAUGAGGCUCAUUUGUACCAGUUGAUUGGAGCAGCAGACAUAACAUACAUCAGCAUUGGCCACCGGUCCACGUUGCGCUAUUACCACAGCAAGAUCCUAAGCAUAUCCACGGCGGAUUCCGACGAUGAACAGUUAAAUUGGAGUAUUGGACCCACAAGACAUGAAUCCUCUCUAGAAUUUACAAAUCAAUGAUUUUAGGGAGCUUCAGAAUUGGUUGCAAAUUUUGCAAUGCUUUGAUACGAGUGCUCCGAAUUUGUUGAAAUAUAAGUUUGAUGUACCUGGAUGUCAAUAUGUAGGAUUUUCCGUGCAACUAGCUGCUACAACAUUCAACUUUAAUAUACACGUGAAUGAAUAUUAGGAAACUUGGCCGUUUUCAUUUCA
Messenger RNA from Arachis stenosperma, 2610 nucleotides. Its product is annotated as ABC transporter D family member 2, chloroplastic. Lineage: Eukaryota; Viridiplantae; Streptophyta; Magnoliopsida; Fabales; Fabaceae. Gene Ontology annotation, biological process: transmembrane transport. The transcript is spliced from 10 exons. Gene Ontology annotation, molecular function: ATP hydrolysis activity; ABC-type transporter activity; ATP binding. The record is from RefSeq and is a predicted model, not a curated record. Gene Ontology annotation, cellular component: membrane. The coding region runs from base 133 to 2421 and encodes 762 amino acids.